Molecule: messenger RNA, 1084 nt
Organism: Helianthus annuus (common sunflower)
Lineage: Eukaryota; Viridiplantae; Streptophyta; Magnoliopsida; Asterales; Asteraceae
Product: probable WRKY transcription factor 70
Exons: 3
Coding region: 25-1002 (325 amino acids)
Biological process (GO): regulation of DNA-templated transcription
Molecular function (GO): sequence-specific DNA binding; DNA-binding transcription factor activity
Source: RefSeq, a predicted model, not a curated record
UCUUGAGAUUAUACCAAAUAUCGCAUGGAGUCAUUCCUCUCUUGGCCGGAAAGCUUACCAAGCAGGCGAACCAAAGCCCUUCAAGAGCUUAGAAAUGGAAAAGUAUUUGUGGAUAAGCUUCAAGAAAUGCUCGGUCGACCGGAAAAGAUUGAAUUUGAUCUCCAAUCCGAUAACGGUGUGGUGGUGCAGAUGAUGGGGAUGUUUGAUAACGCCCUUUCGGUCUAUCACUCUUCUAACCUCAACCGGAAUCCUCAUAAUCCAACUAAUAAUGUAAGAUCUCCACGCAGUUGGGAUGAUCAAAAGGCAAAAGAUUACGGUAAAAGCAAUAGGAUUGUGACACCCGUGAAAACAAAAAGAGGAUGUUACAAUAGAAGAAAAAGCGCUUCAACGAUUGUAAAGAUGACCUCUACUUUAAUUGAUGACGGAUAUGCUUGGAGAAAGUACGGUCAAAAAACGAUUCUCAACUCAAAACACCAAAGGAACUAUUACAGGUGUAGUCACAAAUUUGAACAAGGGUGUCAAGCAACCAAGCAAGUUCAAAAAACUGAUAGCAAGCCAUCAAAUUACAAGAUAACAUACUACGGACUUCAUACUUGCAACAAUUUACAAAGAGCUCCUCAAAUAUAUAUGGAAGAUCUAGAUCUCAAUGAUAAUUCGUUCCUUAUUAGUUUUGGCACAAAUACUCCUAUGGAGAACAAUAAAGUUGGCACUUGUUUUCCCCCGGUGAAACAUACACCUAAACCUAAAGAGAAUCGUCCUUCUUUAGGUUCUUUGAAACAUGAACAGGUUUCGUCAUUUAAUUAUCAUACUCCAUACGAUCCGAUCAUUGAACUCUCACAAGUUCCAUCAGAACCUAUGUCUGUGAUAUCAUAUGCGUUAGAUUGUGAGGACAUGGUAUCAUCAGGGGCAUUUUCGUCUCCAUGUAGUACACAUGGCUAUGAGAUAGACGACAUAAGUGAAAACCAUGAGUAUGGUGAUUUUCUCUUUGACAGCUUGUGGUAAGUAGAUCAUGUAACAUCUUCAACAUACAAGUGACACAGAAUGUACUAUUCUUUUAUGAAAUAUAUUUAUAAUAAAUUAUUUA